Molecule: messenger RNA, 1146 nt
Organism: Elephantulus edwardii (Cape elephant shrew)
Lineage: Eukaryota; Metazoa; Chordata; Mammalia; Macroscelidea; Macroscelididae
Gene: CKM
Product: creatine kinase, muscle
Exons: 7
Coding region: 1-1146 (381 amino acids)
Biological process (GO): phosphocreatine biosynthetic process
Molecular function (GO): creatine kinase activity
Source: RefSeq, a predicted model, not a curated record
AUGCCGUUUGGCAACACCCACAACAAGUUCAAGCUGAACUACAAGCCUGAGGAGGAGUACCCCGACCUCAGCAAGCACAACAACCACAUGGCCAAGGUGCUGACCCCUGACCUCUACAAAAAGCUGAGGGACAAAGAGACACCAUCUGGCUUCACCCUGGACGAUGUCAUCCAGACGGGUGUGGACAACCCAGGUCACCCUUUCAUCAUGACUGUGGGCUGUGUGGCCGGAGAUGAGGAGUCCUACACUGUUUUCAAGGACCUCUUCGACCCCAUCAUCCAGGACCGACACGGAGGCUACAAACCCACCGACAAGCACAAGACUGACCUCAACCACGAGAACCUCAAGGGCGGAGAUGAUCUGGACCCCAACUAUGUGCUCAGCAGCCGUGUCCGCACAGGACGCAGCAUCAAGGGGUACACUCUGCCCCCCCACUGCUCCCGUGGGGAGCGCAGGGCCGUGGAGAAACUCUCUGUGGAAGCUCUCAACAGCCUGACGGGCGAGUUCAAGGGCAAAUACUACCCGCUGAAGAGCAUGACCGAGCAAGAGCAGCAGCAGCUCAUCGAUGACCACUUCCUGUUCGACAAGCCCGUGUCCCCCCUGCUGCUGGCCUCAGGCAUGGCCCGUGACUGGCCCGACGCCCGUGGCAUCUGGCAUAAUGACAACAAGAGCUUCCUGGUGUGGGUGAACGAGGAGGACCACCUCCGCGUCAUCUCCAUGGAGAAGGGGGGGAACAUGAAGGAGGUUUUCCGCCGCUUCUGUGUGGGGCUGCAGAAGAUUGAGGAGAUCUUCAAGAAAGCUGGGCACCCCUUCAUGUGGAACGAGCAUCUGGGCUACGUGCUCACCUGCCCCUCCAACCUGGGCACCGGCCUCCGUGGGGGCGUGCAUGUGAAGCUCGCGCACCUGAGCAAGCACCCCAAAUUCGAGGAGAUCCUCACCCGUCUGCGCCUGCAGAAGCGGGGCACAGGUGGUGUGGACACUGCCGCCGUGGGCGCAGUGUUCGACGUGUCCAACGCAGAUCGGCUGGGCUCCUCCGAAGUAGAACAGGUGCAGCUCGUGGUCGAUGGUGUGAAGCUCAUGGUGGAGAUGGAGAAGAAGCUGGAGAAGGGCGGAUCCAUUGACGACAUGAUCCCCGCCCAGAAGUAG